AGUCUCACAGCUUCACGCCUUCACCGAAAGUGAAGUGGAACAUCAGACGCUCAAAGCGUCGCGAUAGUACCGAAGCCCAUCCCUUCAACAACUUAUUUGAACUCAAAGAUUAUCGAUAUAUUUGACAGAGAUAUGGUUUUCCUGUGCUGGGGUCGGCCCUCUCCUCAAGAACAGAAGGCCUGCAUCAACAAGUCAGGUGCAUUCAACUAUGACUCUAAAUUUAGAGGAGCCAGUGCUAAGCCACUGUCUUUCCUCCAAGAAGAUAAGGAGCUCUCAAAAGACGGGUUCUUACUAAACCAUUCUCGCAUGUUAGUUGGUUCCGGUCUUGAGACUUAUGAAAAGGGCAAGAGCGCUCUCCAGAAUUGGAGGCAUUUUGGACUGAAUUGGGCAUUUGUUGAUCCCAAGACACCGAUUCAGAGUGGAGUCAAGUUCUGUGUUUGCCUCAAGGAGUUUUUCCCAUGGCUUAUGAUGCCUCUUCAGGUUGUAUACGUACAUGAGAAGAGAAAGGCUAACAAGGCCAUGGUUUCUUUUGGUUUUGGAAGCGGUACCCUCCAAGGUCACCUCCUGGCUGGUGAAGAACGUUUCUCAAUUGAGUUGGAUGAGAACAACCAAGUGUGGUAUGAAAUACUUUCUUUCUCAAAACCUGCUCACUUUUUGGCAUUCAUUGGGUACCCAUAUGUAUUGCUAAGGCAAAAGUAUUUUGCUCAUCAAUCUACCAAUGCAGUUCUGAAGCAAUUGACUGGUUCACAGUAAUAAUGUGAAUGUAAUUGUAAAUUCUAAUUUUACAAAAGCUUCAUGCAUUCUGUGCAUAUAAUUUUCCAGCCAACCAUGCUAUUUUGCUGCAUAGAUCAUGAGGAUCCUCCUCUCUAUGAAGAA
Molecule: messenger RNA, 876 nt
Organism: Corylus avellana
Lineage: Eukaryota; Viridiplantae; Streptophyta; Magnoliopsida; Fagales; Betulaceae
Product: outer envelope protein
Source: RefSeq, a predicted model, not a curated record